AUGACGAAUUCAGUUGGGGGAACGUUUUCCUCGAAAUGGAAACAGUCGCUGCAUUACUUCUCAAGAAGAGCAAGAAUUAUGAAGAGACAUAACUGUGUGAUCCUGGCGGUCUUUUUUGUCAUCAUAGUCUUCUCUGUCUUCGGUGGUGAUAGUAUCAAGCAAUUAUACGAUAUUAGCUCUGGGUUUGGUUCUGACACUAUUGGAGAAGGUUAUAAUGGAGGUAGUGGUUUUUCCAAUCUACUUCCUGACUCAUCGACAGCUAAUUCGAACUCUGGAGGUCAAGUUUCUUCUGAACUUACAUCCAGUAAUGCAGUCAGUAAUGGUGUCACAAUUAGCAGUGACCUGAAAGAUUUCUAUCAGGAAAUUAUGACCACAUUGAAGGAAACAGCAUUGAAAGGUAAAUUAGAAGUUAAGAAGCCUGAGGGUUGUAAACUUUCCGACACUGGUGUCGAAAACACGGACUCUGAAAAGCUUUCAACCUUAACUAAAGAUAACCUUCUGAAGUGUUUGCCAAUUUCUGAUGAGGACGUGAAGGAAGUAAAAGAGGCUCACAAUAAUUUCAAGAAACUUUUACAAGAUAAACUCAUGCCGAAUUUCAAAAAGCUAAACACUGAAAAGGACCCAGUCUAUAAGGGUGAGGGUAUUUCCAUUGUUGGUGGGGGUAAAUACACUUUGAUGGCUCUUCCGGUUAUCAAAUCUAUCAGAAUGAAUAGCGGUUUAACAUUGAAAAGUAGUGUCCCAAUUGAAAUCGUUAUUCCACCCUCUGAUAAUGCUGAUAGAAAAGUUUGUGAAAACAUAAUUCCUACCAUCGACCCUUCAGGUUUGACGAAGUGUGUCUAUUUGUCAGAAUUUUUUGAUUCUGAAAUUUUAAAAGAUAUCACAGGUUACCAAUUGAAAUCAUUGUCUCUGUUGAUUUCUAGCUUUGAAAAGGUGCUAUUAUUAGAUGCAGACAAUUAUGUCAUCAACUCAUUGGGUAAUUUCUUUGAUGGUGAUAUCUUCCGUGAAACAGGGCUUAUUUUGUGGCCAGAUUAUUGGAGAAGGGUUCACAGUCCAAAAUUGUACGAUAUUGUGGACAUUAAGGUCCAGGAUAAGCUGGCUCGCUACAGCACAGACUAUAUCACCAAUUCAAGGCUGUUCCCAGAGUCCGAUCCCGCAAAGAUUCCAUUCCAUGAUUUAGAAGGAGCGAUCCCAGACGGUAGUACAGAGUCUGGUCAGUUGCUUGUUAAUAAAGCUAGUCAUUUGGAUGCUCUAAUUUUAUCUCUGUAUUACAACUACAAUGGACCUUCCUACUAUUAUAGAUUACUAGGACAAGGUAUUUCCGGGGAAGGUGACAAGGAUACAUUUAUUUUGGCGGCAACUGUGUUGAAGCACAGAUACUAUCAGGUUAGAACGCCGGUACGUCCUCAAGGCUACUGGGGGAAAAUAGAGAACGAAGUCAGAAUUCAAGAUGAUUUAGUUGACGAUACUCCAUCAAAUGAAAAAAAAUACCGUGGUAUUGCUAUGAUUCAACAUGAUUAUAAUGAGGACAGGACCUUUGACAGUAUCGCAAGAGAUGCAAUCCGUGGUUCUGUCAAUAACAAAUUAAAGGCACAUAGAUUGGAAUAUAUAAAGAACCACAAAAGUGAGUUCAAAGAUAUGAAUGAAAAGGAUGCUUUGGAGAAAGUUUCGAAGAUGUCAGAGGUUUCAGAUAAAUUUUGGGAUAGCAUGAAGGGCAAAUACACAAUAAAAGACUUCUUCACUAUUUUCCAAUUUACAACACCAGUUUUUCUUCAUUCAAACCUCCCUAAGUACAACCCAUGGGAACUAUCCAUCUCUGGAGAUCUAUUGUAUGAUGGUAAGAAGGCUACUAAGAAGAUGGACGAUCCAUCUAAAUAUGUACCCAAUGGUAAAGGGCACCAUAGGAUGUACUCUCCGACAUUCAAAGACCUAACCAACUAUGACCUUGAACUAGCUAAUUGGAAAUUGUUCGAUGAUGUUUUAUGCAAAAAUCCAGAUGAUUAUUUGAACUUUUCGUACUUGAGCGAAGUCAUCGGUGCAACGGAAAAACCAGAGCAAGAAGUGAAAAACAUGUGUAAAUAUAUUAAGGAUCGCGUGGAAUAUUUGAAGCUGUCCACAUGGGAAAACAGUUCUUCGUGA
This is a messenger RNA of Kluyveromyces lactis, 2136 nucleotides long. Its product is annotated as alpha-mannosyltransferase. The transcript has a single exon. The coding region runs from base 1 to 2136 and encodes 711 amino acids. Gene Ontology annotation, biological process: mannan biosynthetic process. NCBI's taxonomy places the organism in Eukaryota, Fungi, Ascomycota, Saccharomycetes, Saccharomycetales, Saccharomycetaceae. Gene Ontology annotation, molecular function: alpha-1,2-mannosyltransferase activity. The record is from RefSeq and is a predicted model, not a curated record. Gene Ontology annotation, cellular component: Golgi apparatus.